AUGGGGCCCGCGCAGUCCUCGUGCGACCGCCGUCCGGUGUUCUACUUCAUCGGCGACUCCAUCACCGAGUACGGCAGCGACCCGGACAAGCGCGGCUUUAUCACGAUCUUGCAGCACCACUACGUGCGAGCGAUCGACUGUGUCAACCGCGGCCUCUCGGGCUACAAUACCAAAUGGGUGCUGGAGCACGCGAUGCCCGUUUACGUGACCGAGCUGCAGGCCGCGUACUCGGCGUCCCUUGUGACGGUCUUCCUUGGGGCCAAUGACGCCGUGCUCGAGCACGGACCCGACGCUGCGCAGUUCGUGCCCCUGGAGGACUAUCGAGCCAAUCUGCACGAGAUCGUGCGACGCGUGCGCCCCUUUUGGCUCCUCACGGCCAAGUGCUUCUGA
Molecule: messenger RNA, 390 nt
Organism: Peronospora matthiolae
Lineage: Eukaryota; Oomycota; Peronosporomycetes; Peronosporales; Peronosporaceae
Source: the annotation of a GenBank genome assembly